Molecule: messenger RNA, 1350 nt
Organism: Xiphophorus hellerii (green swordtail)
Lineage: Eukaryota; Metazoa; Chordata; Actinopteri; Cyprinodontiformes; Poeciliidae
Gene: necap1
Product: NECAP endocytosis associated 1
Exons: 8
Coding region: 36-827 (263 amino acids)
Biological process (GO): endocytosis
Cellular component (GO): membrane; clathrin vesicle coat
Source: RefSeq, a predicted model, not a curated record
GACCACGAUCCUCCCACAUCAGCACUCGGGAUAAGAUGGCGGCUGAGGGAGAGUACGAGUCGAUCCUGUGCGUUAAACCAGAUGUCAACGUUUACCGCAUCCCGCCUCGUGCUUCGAACCGCGCGUACAGGGCUGCUGACUGGAAGCUAGACGCUCCGGACUGGUCCGGUCGGAUGAGAAUAACGGCCAGAGGAACAGUAGCAUACAUCAAACUAGAAGACAAAGUCUCAGGAGAACUGUUUGCCCAGGCACCUGUGAAGGAGUACCCCGGCGUCGCUGUGGAAACCGUCAGUGAUUCCAGCCGAUAUUUUGUUCUGAGGAUACAGGAUGACAGCGGCCGCAGUGCUUUCAUAGGAGUUGGCUUUGGGGACCGAGGAGACGCUUUUGAUUUCAACGUCGCUCUGCAGGAUCAUUUCAAGUGGGUGAAACAGGAGAGUGAAAUCAGUAAAAGCAACCAGCUCGGGGAUUCAGGACCAAAACUGGAUUUGGGUUUUAAGGAGGGACAGACAAUCACACUGAAUAUAGGACAGGGUAAAAAGAGGGAUAAGCCCCGUCCACAGGGCUCAGCGGGGGUUGGACUCCUGCCACCACCACCUGGAGGGAAGAUAGCUCCGCCUCCUUCGUCUGGCUCAUCUAACCACAACACUGUUCCCCAGACAGCUGGCACAGCAACAGGCUGCCUCUUGGAGUUGGACAGCAGUAACUCCAACACAGUGGUUCAGUCCAAUCAGAGCUCAGAUCUACUCUGGGGAGACUUUUCAGCUCCAGCAAGCUCUGUUUCUCCUCCAUCAACGACUCAAAGCUCCACAAACUGGAUCCAGUUUUGAGCCGUCGCUUCUCACAUCAGAUGUGAUGUUUCAUCUUGCUGCAUUCGUGUCCAUGGCUUCCUGUGAACCUCUGAGAGUAUCUCCCACACCAUCACCCUCCUCAGAGCAGAGAUUACACACCCCAUUGUUCUGUCAAAGCGUGUAUUCCCUCUCAAAUCCUGCUGACAGCAAAUGAAGCAUUAAUGACUUAAAGCCAUGAAAUUAUAUGAGCCAUCUGCAACAGUAUAUAAGGGCUAUGUGGCAGGUGUUACUCCUUCAUGUGUUUACAUCAGUUCGCCUGUAGGGGUCCCUCUGAGCAGAGCUUUCUUUUUUGGACAGAGAUGGAUUUACAUUUUGUCUGUGUGACAGCGCCCUCUGCUGGCACCAAAGAGUACUAAAUGUCAACAAAUACAGUUUCUUAUCGCCCUUUUAAAAGUGCUGAAAAUAUGCAAAAAGCAAAAUGGAGCUAAAGAAAAAUACUAAUUUAAGAUAAAUUAUAUGAAUAUGUAUAUAUUCAGUUAGGACUAGCUCUUAUUUAUUUAUU